AUUUUGUUGCACUAUUUGUCUCAUAGCAGUGCAGAAUAUUCAAAUAUUCAUCUUAUAUUCUGUAUAAAAAUCACCCAUUCCUUUGCUGGAUAUGCAUCCCCACACCAUGACUUGAAGUUUGCAAUAUUUCAGUGUCGGUAUAACAUCCGCCUUUCCAGUGCUUUUAACGGCUGCCUCCACCCGAUAUUUGGUCCAUCGUUGAAACACAACAUGACUUCAGUCUUAUCGCAGAAUAUCACAUCAUCCCAGUAUCUGAUAUCUUCCAUGCACGACAGAAAAUACACUGACCAAGUAACUAAUAAACCAGAAAUAAUCACCUUUUAUAAUGAAAAUAAAGGAGGAUUUGAUUCCAUUGACGAAAAGUGUUCAAAAAGUAAAUCCAGUCGUCAUAGUCGAAGGUGGCCAUUGACAAUCUUUUUCCGUGUCUUGGAUAUUUCUGUGCUAGCUAUGCAAUUGGUGGAAGAUCAUAUGAAACGGCGCAUAACAAUGAUGAAUAUAACACGUGAAAUACGAACCAUGAUUAGAAGAAUACUUAGAGUUCCAGAAGAACAACCAACUAAUGAUGAAACAAAUCUUAUUCUCCAAAAACGUAAGAUUUGCCAUAUAUAUUCUAGCAACAAACGCAGGAUGACCAAAUACCUAUGCGUUUAUUGCAAGAAUCCAGUCUGCUUAGGGUGCACAGAUCCAAUCUGCAAAAACUGUAUCUCAAACUUGUGAACUUUGGGCCUUGCUGGAUACAAAACCACCUUCAACUUUCCAUAUCUUUAUGAGUUUUAUGGUUAUAUAAUGAUUUACAAAUGAAUUCUUAAAAAAAAAAAAUAGUUAACUAGCUUGUUCUCACUUUUUUAUGAUUUUCGGAAAGAAUAAGCAUUUUUUUUGUAGAUGGGGUACAUUAUUUCUUCUUGUGUUUAUAAUUUGUUAGACUUUGCCCCAAUUGCAUGUAUUUUUACUAAAUGUAGUUCAUUUGUGUUCAUAAUAUCGAUGUUUAUUAAAAAAUAAUAAUAACUUUAUGUUGUGUUUUAUUCUUGAGCUUCAAAACGUACUCGUCUCACAGACUACGCCGGACCAGUUAUGUUACUAAUGGAGUACCGGACCAAUUAAGGGUUAAUCUUCACGAAACCCCCUAUAAUACAACAGCAAAUUUGCUUCUGCGAUAAAUGUACCGCUUUUAUGUACCCAUAAAUUUGUUCUUUUCGCGUUCAGAUUUUGUUAUUGUGUACAAUACUCAAUUCGAAGAUAUGUGAAGAAACGUUUUUGAUAUGAAAACUUCUAAUUAGUUUUAAAAAAUUUUCGGUUUUUAAAAGCCAGCGCUUUCUGCAUCUUCCGUUAAAUUGUUUGGCUGGAAUGCUCUUCCAAUUUGUGGUGUGCGUCUUGAUAUUUUCCUUUUUCUACAAACACAGAGGCCUAUAGUUUUAUGUCACCUUUGAAAAACU
Anastrepha ludens (Mexican fruit fly) is the source of this 1433-nucleotide messenger RNA. RefSeq lists its product as uncharacterized. The transcript is spliced from 2 exons. NCBI's taxonomy places the organism in Eukaryota, Metazoa, Arthropoda, Insecta, Diptera, Tephritidae. Bases 211 to 717 code for a protein of 168 amino acids. The record is from RefSeq and is a predicted model, not a curated record.